This is a messenger RNA of Syngnathus acus (greater pipefish), 1835 nucleotides long. RefSeq names its product kelch repeat and BTB domain-containing protein 13. Gene Ontology annotation, molecular function: protein binding. Lineage: Eukaryota; Metazoa; Chordata; Actinopteri; Syngnathiformes; Syngnathidae. The transcript has a single exon. Bases 233 to 1726 code for a protein of 497 amino acids. The record is from RefSeq and is a predicted model, not a curated record.
CCUGAGUGCAGCCCUCUGCGGACGUCUGCUUUCAUUCCCCCCUGGCGUGUCGCCACCAAAGCGCCACGGUCGCUAUCUAUAGCCCAACUCUAUUUUCAGACCGUGCAGAGUCGACCCAAUGGAACUCUUCAAACGUUUGUUUACCAGUCACGUGUCGUGGAGAGAUGGAUACAUUUCAACCGGAGUGACACGGUGUCCGUUGUGAGAAACAAAGACCCGUUUCAGCGAGAUUAUGGACAUGCCCGAGGGUUUGGCAUCAUCCAGUCGAGAGAAGAAUGCGACCCUUGAUCUGACGGGUCGAGUGAGGGUGAAGGUGGAAGACAGCUGGUUCGUUUUGGAGAGGGCCUUCCUAGCGAGGCACAGCAACUACUUCCGGGCGCUCUUUCAGUCGGGCAUGCUGGAAAGUAAACAAGAGGAGCUCCACCUUAAAGGAGGGCUGCACGCAAGAGGCUUUCUCAUCGCUCUCGCCGUCUGCAAAGGGGAGAUUCCCACCCUGGCCGAUCCGGACGAGCUGGUUGACGCCGUGGAGUGCGCCGCCUUCCUGCAGGUGCCAACUUUAACUCGGCAUCUUUGCGAUAUCGUGGAUUCGGAUACCUGCCUCCUGCUCUACCAGGCCGCCCACAUCUUUGGUCUGGAGAAACUCUUUCAUAGCGCCGCUCUUUUCCUCUGCGAUGCAUUCGAAGACCUGAGGGAAACGGCGGAGGCGACGCUUCCUGAAGAGCUGCUGCGGUAUUCUCAGUCCUUAUCCCCCGUGUCUUACGUCGCAAUCGGUACCCAUACCCCUUCCACGGAGCUGCUCCACGACACCUUCCGGGUCGUGUGCUACCUCGACGAGAAAGAAGAAGAGUGGAAGCAUCUUACGCAUCUCCCGACCAUCUGCAGUACGUCCUUGUGUGGCGUGGCCGUGCUGGACAACCGCCUGUACAUCGUCGGGGGAGUUUACGGUUAUAACAAAGAAACCGUCGACGCCGCCUUCUGCUUUGACCCCGAGUCAGGGCUUUGGACCUCUCUUCCAGGACCUCAGAGACCCAGACAUGAUUUCACCUUGCUGGGGCACGAGGGACGACUCUAUGCCGUCGGAGGAGAGUACCAGAAAAAGAACAUUGCCGCAGCAGAACGUUAUGACCCUCAAAAAGCUGAGUGGACGUUCAUACGACAAGCUCCGAGGCCGGUAGCGUCGGCCGCCUGCGCCGUGGCCAGGCGUCGGAUGUUUGUUUGCUUCUGGAAGCCUCCCGAUACCACGGAUAUUUACGAGUACGCGGCGCUCGAUGACGAGUGGAAGCUCACCACCACCUUGAUCAGACCUCAGAGUUACGGCCACUGCAUGGUGGCCCACAGGGACAACUUGUACGUGAUGCGCAACGGGCCCUGCGACGACUUUCUCCGCUGUCUCAUAGACUGCUACAACCUCACCACAGCCCAGUGGACAGCCAUGCCGGGACACUACAUCAACAGCAAGGGGGCGCUGUUCACCGCCGCCGUAAAAGGGGACUCGGCCCUCACGGUGAAACGGAUGCUAACGCUGGAGUACGCCAUCGACGCGCAGGAAUGGAAGCCUCGAAGGCAGAUGAAGGGUUUUCCAAAGGGCGGAUCGUUAUGGACGUGUUUACUUAGGCUUCCUAAGACAGGACCGGACUUCCCCCAGGUGAAUGCACAAGGGAAGCAAAAGGAAAUGCCUUUGAAAGACAGAACGGAACCACCGGUAGAGGAUAUGCUGGAGGUCUAACCUUUUUUUGGAACUGGGAUACACGAAGACUGUUGUUACUGAGACUCCAAUUCCAGAACCGUUUCAGUCACAAAACUGUUUGACAGGGUGUAGUCACUUACCGUUCUGG